This is a messenger RNA of Python bivittatus (Burmese python), 7433 nucleotides long. Lineage: Eukaryota; Metazoa; Chordata; Lepidosauria; Squamata; Pythonidae. The record is from RefSeq and is a predicted model, not a curated record.
AUGGAUUAUGAGCCUGGAGGAGAUCUACUCUCAUUCUUAAACAGAUACGAGGAUCAACUGGAUGAAAGCACAGUACAGUUUUAUCUAUCAGAAUUAGUUUUGGCCAUUCACAGUGUUCAUCAAAUGGGUUAUGUCCAUCGAGACGUUAAGCCAGAGAAUAUCCUCAUUGACAGAACAGGGCAUAUCAAGCUGGUUGAUUUUGGUUCUGCUGCCAGAAUGACAGUGGAUAGAAUGGUGGAUGCCAAGGUGCCCGUUGGCACUCCUGACUAUAUGGCCCCAGAAGUGCUUGCAGCUUUGAACAACAACAACAACAAAGCUUCCUAUGGAUCAGAAUGUGACUGGUGGUCUCUAGGGGUAGUUGCUUAUGAAAUGAUCUACGGAAGAUCACCAUUUACUGAAGGGACCUCAACUAAAACUUUCAACAACAUCAUGAAUUUUCAGAGGUUCCUGAAAUUCCCAGAGGAUGUAAAGGUCAGCAACGAAUUUCUCGAUCUGCUGCAGAGUUUACUGUGUGGGCAGAAAGAAAGAUUGGAUUAUGAAGGUCUCUGCUGUCAUCCGUUCUUUUCUAAUGUUGACUGGAAUGCCAUCCAUAACUCUCUUCCUCCCUUCGUGCCUACUGUCAAGUGUGAAGAUGAUACCUCAAAUUUUGAUGCCCCGGAGAAGAAUUCCAGCAUUGCUUCCUCUCUGUGCCAGCUGAGCCCUGCAGGUUUCUCAGGGGAAGGUUUGCCGUUCGUGGGGUUCUCCUUCAUCAAGGCACUGGCGGUCCUCCGAUUGGAGUCUGCUUUGGGUUUGGAUUCUCCCGCUAAGAUUAACUCCAUGGAAAAGAAACUCCUCUUUAAGAGCAAAGAGCUGCAAGACACCCAGGAUAAGUGUCACAAGAUGGAGCAGGAAAUGACGCGCUUGCACCGCAGAGUGUCAGAGGUGGAGGCUGUACUUAGCCAAAAGGAGGUGGAACUGAAAGCCUCCGAGACCCAGCGAUCUCUCCUUGAACAGGACCUGGCUACCUACAUCACAGAAUGCAGUAGCUUAAAACGAAGUCUGGAGCAGGCUCGGAUGGAAGUUUCUCAGGAGGAUGACAAGGCACUGCAGCUCCUUCAUGAUAUAAGAGAACAAAGUCGGAAGUUGCAGGAAAUCAAGGAACAGGAGUAUCAAGCUCAAGUGGAAGAAAUGAGACUGAUGAUGAAUCAGCUAGAAGAGGAUCUUAUUUCUGCUCGCAGACGUAGUGAUCUUUAUGAAUCUGAAUUGAGAGAGUCUCGACUGGCUGCAGAAGAAUUCAAGCGAAAGGCCACUGAAUGUCAUAACAGGCUCCAGAAAGUAGUUAAGGUUAAAGAUCAAGGAAAAACAGAAGUAGGAGAGCUGUAUUCCAAGUUGGAGAAGAUCAAUGCAGAACAACAGGUCAAAAUUCAGGAGCUACAAGAGAAGCUGACAAAGGCUAUGAAGGCCAGCUCGGAAGCCACUGAAUUGCUUCAGAACAUACGCCAAGCGAAAGAGAGAGCAGAGAAGGAGUUAGAGAAAUUGCAAAACCGGGAGGACUCCAAUGAAAGCAUGAAAAAGAAAUUGCUGGAAGCAGAGGAAAGACGCCAUUCUCUAGAGAACCAAGUGAAGCGGCUGGAGACGGUGGAACGCCGAGAGAACCGACUGAAAGAAGAUAUCCAGACAAAAUCUCAGCAAAUCCAGCAGAUGGCUGAUAAAAUUCUGGAACUGGAGGAGAAACAUCGGGAGGCCCAGCUUGCAGCCCAACACCUGGAGUUGCAUCUGAAGCAGAAAGAACAAAUGUAUGAAGAAAGGCUUAAAGUGCUUGAUAAUCAGAUGAAGAAAGAUCUUGCAGACAAAGAUGCACUUGAAAACAUGCUGAGGAAACAUGAAGAGGAAGCCCAUGAAAAGUGCAAAAUCCUUGCAGAACAGAAAGCAAUGAUCAAUGCCAUGGAUUCGAAGAUUAGGUCUCUGGAACAGAGAAUAGUGGAACUGUCUGAAGCUAAUAAGCUUGCAGCAAACAGCAGCCUGUUUACCCAGAGGAACAUGAAAGCCCAAGAAGAAAUGAUUUCUGAGCUCAGGCAGCAGAAAUUUUAUCUGGAAACUCAGGCUGGAAAAUUAGAGGCGCACAACAAUAAACUGGAGGAGCAAUUGGAAAAGAUUAGUCACCAGGACCACACCGACAAGACGCGGCUGUUGGAGUUGGAGACUAGGUUACGAGAGGUUAGCCUCGAACAUGAAGAACAAAAAUUAGAACUGAAGCGGCAGCUUACUGAAUUGCAGCUCACCCUCCAGGAGAGGGAAUCUCAGAUUUCAGGGUUGCAAGCAGCCCGUGCGGCCCUGGAAAGCCAGCUCCGGGAAGCUAAAACCGAACUAGAAGAGACCACGGCUGAAGCUGAAGAAGAGAUUCAAGCACUGACGGCACAUAGAGAUGAAAUCCAGCGUAAAUUUGAAGCCCUUCGUAAUAGCUGCACAGUAAUUACGGACCUGGAGGAGCAGCUGAAUCAGCUGACUGAGGAUAAUGCCGAGCUGAACAACCAGAAUUUCUUCCUCUCCAAGCAGUUAGAUGAAGCUUCAGGGGCAAACAAUGAGGUGGUUCAACUGCGAAGUGAAGUUGACCAUCUUCGUCGGGAGAUAACAGAGCGGGAGAUGCAGCUCACCAGUCAAAAGCAAACGAUGGAGGCCUUAAAGACCACCUGUACCAUGCUGGAAGAGCAAGUGAUGGAUCUGGAGGCACUGAAUGAUGAGCUCUUGGAGAAGGAGCGCCAGUGGGAGGCAUGGAGGAGUGUUCUGGGAGAUGAGAAGACCCAGUUUGAAUGCCGUGUUCGGGAACUCCAGAGAAUGUUAGAUACAGAGAAGCAAAGCAGGGUGCGAGCCGACCAGCGUAUCACGGAAUCCCGCCAAGUAGUAGAGCUUGCUGUUAAAGAACAUAAAGCAGAGAUCUUGGCUCUCCAGCAAGCAUUAAAGGAACAGAAGCUGAAAGCCGAGAGUCUCUCUGACAAGCUCAAUGACUUGGAGAAGAAGCACGCCAUGCUGGAGAUGAAUGCCCGGAGCUUGCAGCAGAAGCUUGAAACAGAACGUGAACUCAAACAGAGGCUUCUGGAAGAGCAAGCCAAGUUGCAGCAGCAGAUGGAUUUGCAGAAAAAUCACAUCUUUCGCCUGACUCAAGGCCUGCAAGAGGCUUUGGACAGGGCAGAUCUUUUGAAGACCGAAAGGAGCGACCUGGAAUACCAGCUGGAAAAUAUUCAGGUCCUCUAUUCCCAUGAAAAAGUGAAAAUGGAAGGCACUAUUUCCCAACAAACCAAGCUUAUUGACUUCCUACAAGCAAAGAUGGAUCAGCCAGCCAAGAAGAAAAAGGGCCUGUUUAGUCGACGGAAAGAGGACCCUUCUUUGCCCACACAGGUUCCUCUGCAGUACAAUGAGCUGAAGGUGGCGUUGGAGAAGGAGAAGGCCCGUUCAGCCGAGCUGGAGGAAGCCCUUCAGAAAACCCGCAUAGAGCUCAGAUCUGCUCGAGAGGAAGCUGCCCAUAGGAAAAUUACAGACCACCCUCACCCAUCCACACCUGCCACGGCCAGGCAGCAGAUCAUCAUGUCUGCCAUAGUUCGGUCACCAGAACAUCAGCCCACGCCCAUCAGCCUGCUUGCUCCUCCCUCCAGCCGCAGAAAGGAGUCCUCCACACCAGAGGAGUUUAAUCGGCGCCUGAAAGAACGAAUGCAUCACAAUAUUCCUCACCGCUUCAAUGUGGGUCUGAAUAUGAGAGCUACAAAAUGUGCCGUUUGUUUAGAUACGGUGCACUUUGGACGCCAGGCUUCGAAAUGUCUUGAGUGCCAGAUGAUGUGCCACCCCAAGUGUUCCGCCUGCUUGCCAGCCACUUGCGGCUUGCCGGCUGAAUACGCCACGCAUUUCUCAGAAGCCUUCUGCCGGGAUAAAUUGAACUCCCCGGGUCUGCAGCUGAAAGAACCGGGCAGCGGUUUACGGCUGGAAGGAUGGAUGAAGGUGCCCAGAAAUAAUAAACGAGGCCAGCAGGGCUGGGACAGGAAGUAUGUAGUUCUAGAAGGAACUAAAGUCCUUGUUUAUGACACAGAAACAAGAGAAGCUGGACAACGGCCCGUGGAAGAGUUUGAAUUGUGCCUUCCAGAUGGAGAUGUUACAGUCCACGGGGCUGUGGGAGCGACGGAGCUUCUAAAUACAGCAAAGACAGAUGUGCCAUAUAUAUUAAAACUGGAGUCUCAUCCCCACACCACGUGUUGGCCUGGCCGGACUCUCUAUUUACUUGCACCCACUUUUCCUGAUAAGCAGCGUUGGGUUAAUGCCCUGGAAUCCACAGUGGCAGGAGGAAGAGUUUCCAGAGAAAAAGCAGAGGCUGAUGCUAAAUUACUAGGAAAUUCUCUCCUGAAGCUGGAGGGAGAAGACCGCUUGGAUAUCAACUGCACUUUACCCUUCAGUGACCAGGUCGUCCUGGUGGGCGCGGAGGAAGGCCUUUAUGCCCUGAAUGUGUUGAAGAAUUCUUUAACGCAUGUCCCUGGGAUUGGUGCUGUCUUUCAAAUACACCUCAUCAAGGACCUGGAGAAGCUGCUUAUGAUUGCAGGAGAAGAAAGGGCGUUGUGCCUUGUUGAUGUUAAAAAAGUGAAGCAGUCCCUCGCUCAGUCCCACCUACCAGCCCAACCUGACGUCUCGCCCCAUAUUUUUGAGGCUGUGAAAGGCUGCCAUCUUUUUGCUGCUGGCAAGAUUGAGAAUGGGCUGUGCAUCUGUGCAGCCAUGCCCAGCAAAGUGGUGGUGCUGCGUUACAAUGAGAGCCUCAGCAAGUUCUGCAUCAGGAAGGAGAUUGAAACCUCAGAGCCAUGUAGCUGUAUCCAUUUCACCAAUUACAGCAUCAUCAUCGGGACAAAUAAGUUUUAUGAAAUUGAGAUGAAGCAGUAUACCCUUGAGGAAUUCCUGGAUAAGAAUGACCAUACCUUAGCAUCAGCUGUGUUUGCAUCGUCCACCAAUAGUUUCCCAAUCAAUAUCAUCCAGGUGAAUCCAACAGGGCAGAGGGAGGAAUAUCUGCUUUGUUUUCAUGAAUUUGGCAUCUUUGUAGACUCCUACGGAAGGCGCAGCCGCUCAGAUGACUUGAAAUGGAGCCGUCUGCCUUUAGCAUUUGCCUAUAGGGAACCGUAUCUGUUUGUGACCCACUUCAACUCCCUCGAGGUGAUCGAAAUUCAAGCACGUGCCUCCCUUGGCAUUCCAGCCCGAGCCCACUUGGACAUCCCAAGCCCUCGCUACCUAGGCCCAGCUAUUUCCUCUGGAGCCAUUUACCUGGCCUCUUCCUACCAGGACAAGUUGAGAGUGAUUUGCUGCAAGGGGAACUUGGUGAAAGAAUCAAACAACGAGCAUCACCGAGGGUCCUCUACCACCCGCAGCAGCCCGAACAAGAGAGGUCCACCAACGUAUAACGAGCACAUAACCAAGCGGGUAGCCUCAAGCCCGGGACCUCCAGAAGGCCCAAGCCACCCUCGCGAGCCAAGCACACCCCAUCGCUAUCGGGAAGGAAGGACGGAGCUCCGUAGGGACAAGUCUCCUGGGCGUCCCCUGGAGAGGGAGAAGUCUCCAGGACGGGUCCUGAGCACCCGCCGAGAGAGGUCCCCGGGGAGACUGUUUGAGGAGAGCAGCAGGGGACGAAUUCAAGUGGGAGGCGCCAGGACUCCCCUCUCCCAAGUCAACAAGGUCUGGGACCAAUCUUCAGUAUAAGCGACACAAGCCUCCCCCCUUGACCCUGAACUCCAGAAAGAACAAGAAAAUGUCCUGAAUUAGGUGCACUUCUGAGUUAACCACCCAUUUCCCUAACUAACAGUACUGGGCCCAAACUCAUUCUGGCAACAACAUUUAAUCCACCAGGACUAAAGUUAGUUGCAAGGAUCUGCUUGUGUUUCGGUAGAUCUUUCCUUACUACUCCUGCACUUGGGUCUCCUUUCUCUUUCUUCCACCCCAGUCCCUCGGGGGGCACUUUGUAUUACUGCUUCUUUCAAAGCAGUUCAUAGAUUUUUCUAUUUCGCUUUUACCUGCCCCGUCGAUAGUCCGAUGGGAUGGGGCUUCUGCCCAAGUCUGAAAAAAAUGUGGCUGUCAGCAUUUUGGGAAAAGCCUUGUAACCAGCAAUGGUCCGGUGUCUCUGUCUCUUACCCAGUGUCAUUCCCUUCUGCUGCACAGCUUUAGAGAAAUCCCGGGCAAUUGAGUUAAUCGGUCGCUUCCCAGAGUCUUUUCAGAGUUUACCAUUCCAAAUACAAAUUAAAACAAAAACGUAGCUGUAAGUGCAGCUCUGUAGUCUGCUGGGUUACAGGGAAGGAAUAUCAUUUUAAUGAUCCCUCAGCAUCCCUCGACCAUACAAGAAACGUGUCCGCAGGCCUCUCACCCUCUGCAUUAAAACACUCCUAGGGCAUAAACUGCCCCCGCUCACACAACGCCACCCUCACCCAGGCUUCCUGCAUGGCAAUUUCCUGCAUGCUUCCCGCACCGCCAUCAUCUCGACUGCAGCCUCCUUUUCAGUUGCUUUGCUCGAUAUUGUAUCUCGUAUUUCCCGUGUUAAAAUACCGAAGCCUUUCUAAGAUGAUGCUGCAACCAAGAACUACCAUUGUUUACUGGGGAAAGUGGCACUGAAGGAGGAAAUGUGACGGUUCUCGAUUCCACCACUGCGACGGAGCGUGACCAGGCGGGAUGGCAUCCGGGCCGGCUCAGGCAGGAUUCUGCCCAGCAGCCGAGCGCGAUGCCGGCGAACGGCCAAGCGGAGGAGACGCUGCCUUGCCCCAGUGGCGUUAGGAGCACCCAGCGCUGCCUCGAAGAAGGGACCGCUGCAGAACAGAGCGAGAGCAGGAAAGCUGUACCCGUGGCCAGAAAGAGUGAGGAAAGGUACAGGGCGGGGCACUGCCCCCCUUGCAUGGGUGAAGAAUGUGGGCAAUGAAACAGCUGUGGCUAUUUUUUGCCACGACGGCCCCGUCUUGCUUCUCAUUCUCAGCUACCGCUGAGCUCAAACAGAACUGUUUGGGGCCGUUAUUUGCUUUCGCUCUGUUUUUUUCCAAGCUGGCAAGAGCAAAUCCAGGUGCCUCUGCUGGUUCCUUUUGUCACCUCGUGCUGCCCUACGAGAGGGGCCUCCAUCUCUCUUGCUUCAUCGGUGCCCUUCGGGGGGGUGUUGUGGAUAACAGGGUGAGGCUGAUGGCAUUAUCCGGCGAUUUGUCAGGAAACGUGCGGGGAUUUCCGUCUCUGGGGGUCCUGGAAGCUAUUUAACAAUUUAAGGUCUUUGCAUCUCAUGGGGAAAACUAACAAUAAUACUAAUACUAAUAACCCCUCAUUACCUGAAAACUCGGCUUGUCGAGUCCUGAAAGUGUCUAUCUCGUGUCUUGUUUGUGAAAUGCUUCCUGCUAUAGAAUAGCUCAAAAGACUGUACAUAUUUACAAGAAACUUUAUAUUCGUAAAAAAAAAAAAAAAAAAAA